Molecule: messenger RNA, 2955 nt
Organism: Gossypium arboreum
Lineage: Eukaryota; Viridiplantae; Streptophyta; Magnoliopsida; Malvales; Malvaceae
Product: receptor kinase-like protein Xa21
Exons: 9
Coding region: 1-2955 (984 amino acids)
Biological process (GO): protein phosphorylation
Molecular function (GO): protein kinase activity; ATP binding; protein binding
Source: RefSeq, a predicted model, not a curated record
AUGCUCUCUGGUUUCAUACCCUCUGUUCCACGAGAUUUGCUUUUGCUAGAAGGCAUCGAUUUCAAUUUCAAUUUCAAUAAUCUUAGUGGUCAUAUCCCAGAAGAUAUGUUCGAUCAUCUUCCAAAUUUGAAAGAAUUGGCUUUGAGUGUUAACCUGCUUUCUGGUAGAAUUCCUGCCAGUCUAUUCAAGUGCAAAGAGUUACAAAAGUUAUCUUUAUCGUAUAACCAAAUGGAGGGGAGUUUACCAAUAGAAAUUGGGAAUUUGAGUAUGCUUCAAUCCAUCUAUAUUGGUCGGAACCACUUUGAAGGAAAUCAGCUCUCUGGCCAUCUUCCAUCAAACAUGGGCCUUUUCCUUCCAAAAAUGGAGGAAUUAUAUCUUGGUGUCAAUCACCUUGUCGGCUCGUUCCCAAUGUAUAUUUCCAAUGCCUCUCAGCUCACUCUUCUUGACAUGUUAUUGGAACCCACCCAUUGUUUGAAAAGUCAAAAAAGGAUUCAGAGGCUACCAGAUUAUGGUAUAUACGAUUGGGACAUGCUGGUAAAAAAGCUUUGCAGACUUUGGCGAAGCAAGACGAGGGUAAAAUUUGGUCCAGCAAUUCACAAUACAAAAAGAAUUCUGGACUACGUUCACAGUGAUGUGCGGGGACCUACCAAAGUGGCUUCUUUGGGAGAAAAGAUGGUGGAGACUCAGACUGGUCGAAAGGUCAAACGACUUCGAUUAGAUAAUGGCACUGAGUAUAAAAAUGAUCCAUUUCUACAAGAUAAUACACUUGGUAAAGGUGUUAUUGAGUACAUUGAUUCUGACUAUGCCGGUGAUUUGGACAAGCAAAGAUCAACCAUCGGUUAUAUGUUUACACUUGCUGGAGGACCAAUAAGUUGGAAGUCUACACUACAGUCUACAGUUACAUUGUCAACCACAGAAGCCGAGUACAUGGCUGUAACAGAGGCUGUAAAGGAGGCUAUUUGGUUACAAGGCUCCAUUCCUGAUAAUCUGGGCAAUCUAAGAAAUUUAAAGAUUCUCAACCUGGAGAAUAAUAAUUUAACUUCCUCGGGAAUGAGCUUUCUCUUUUCUUUGACAAACUGUAGAGUCUUGGAGAAAUUUAUUUUCAAUCGCAACCCAUUUAUUAGUGCUGAACUUCCAAGAGUGGUAGGAAAUCUCUCAAGUUCUCUUGAACUAUUCUCUGCUUAUUCAUGCAACAUCAAGGGUAGCAUCCCCAGUGAAAUUGAAAACUUAAGUCACUUGAUAGACAUUGAGCUAGGAGGGAAUAAAUUGAUAGGACCAAUUCCUACUACAAUUGGAGGAUUGCAAGAGUUGCAAAGUCUUUCUUUUGAGGACAAUAAGUUAGAAGGAUCCAUCCCAUCUGAGUUAUGUCAUCUAAACAAAUUGGCUUUCUUGUUCUUCACCAAUAACAAAUUGUCUGGACCAAUACCUGCUUGCUUAAGUGAUCUCACUUCAUUAAGGCAACUAUUUCUAGACUCCAAUGUGUUUUCCUCCUCAAUACCUUCUACGUUGACAAGGCUUAACUAUCUCCUCAUCCUAUACUUUUCUUCAAAUUCUCUAAGUGGUCCACUGCCAAUUGACAUUGGAAAAUGGAAAGUUUUGACUAGUUUGGAUUUGUCGAACAAUCAGUUCUCAGGUGAUAUCCCAAAUGGAGUUGCAGAUCUUAAGGACCUCACUCAUUUUUCCUUAUCCAAUAAUAGAAUCAUGGGUUCUAUUCUUGAGUCUUUUGAUGAAUUGUUGAGUUUGGAAUUCUUGGACAUGUCAAGAAAUAAUCUAUCUGGAGAGAUUCCCAAAUCUUUAGAGAAACUCUGUUAUCUCAAAUAUUUCAAUGUCUCUUUCAAUAGACUUGAAGGAGAAAUUCCUGAAAGAGGAUCAUUUGGAAACUACUCAAUCGAAUCAUUUAAGGGGAAUGAAGCCUUGUGUGGCGCAGCUCGACUUCAUGUUCCAAACUGCAAAACUCGACCUCUUAGAAAUUCCAAGGCAAAAACUAAGUUGAAGCUCAUAAUAUAUAUAGCUCUGCCAAUUGCCUCCACAAUUUUGGUUGUGGCUCUGAUAAUCAUUAUCUUACGAAACAAGAGGAGGAAAGACAAAUUGCCAACUCAAGAAGACAUGAUACCUUUAGGAACGUGGAGACGGUUUUCAUACCACGAGCUUCGUCAAGCUACUGAUGGAUUCAAUGAUAGUAGGUUGCUUGGUAAUGGAAGUUAUGGUUCAGUAUUCCAAGGGGCUCUCUCGAAUGGGACAAUAAUUGCGGUAAAGGUUUUCAAGUUAGAGUUAGAAGGAGCUUUUAAGAGCUUUGAUGUUGAAUGUGAUGUUCUCCGCAACACUCGUCACAGAAAUUUAGUCAAAGUAAUAAGCAGUUGCUCUAAUGAUCUUAAUUUCAAAGCGUUGGUGCUUGAGUUCAUGCCUAAUGGGAGUCUUGAUAAAUGGCUGUAUUCCACCAACCAAUAUUUGGAUAUCCUACAAAGGUUGAACAUAAUGAUAGAUGUUGCAUCUGCAUUGGAAUAUCUCCAUCACGGCAAUGCAACACCCGUGGUUCAUUGUGAUUUAAAACCCAACAAUGUCCUAUUAGAUGAAGAUAUUGUUGCGCAUUUGAGUGGUUUUGGCAUCGCGAAACUCUUAUGUGAAGAGGUUUCAAUGAUACAAACUAUGACAAUGGCAACAUUUGGAUAUAUGGCACCAGAAUAUGGAGUCGAAGAAAUUGUUUCGACAAAAGAUGAUGUGUAUAGCUUUGGUAUUCUUUUGAUGGAAAUCAUCACAAGAAAAAAGCCCACAGAUGAAAUGUUUGCAGGAGAAAGAAGCUUGAAGAGUUGGGAUUGGCGGAGUCAAAGGCGAAUGUUUGGGCUUUUUGCCAUUUUGGUGCGAGAGGGGGCAGACAUCGGGCAAGGUGCCUGCUGCGGAGGCACAUGGGGUGGCCAGAGGGUGCAGCGCUGGAAGCCACUUAGGGUUUCUGUUUAG